AUUGUACUUCAAUUAUCCAUUUUCUUCCGCAACUUCCUCCUCCUGCUUUCCAGAGCCACCACCCAUGGCCGGGGUUCUCUCUUCCGCCGUACAUGGCAAUCCCAUAGCUCGUAUUGUCUCCGGUUCCAACCCCAACCGUCCAUUAUUUUUUCAUAGACCCUUGGCGGUUGCUGUGUCUACUACUCACCAGUCUUAUUGGAGCUCCGUAAAUGCUGACAUUGACGCCCAUCUCAACAAGUCAAUUCCCUCAAAACCACCGCUGGUUGUCUUCGAGCCCAUGCGUCAUUUGACCUUCUCCGCCCCACAAACCACCGCACCCGCCUUGUGUAUCGCCGCUUGUGAGCUCGUUGGUGGCCACCGGGACCAAGCCAUUGCUGCAGCAUCUGCUUUGCAUCUUAUGCAUGCUUCCGCUUUCACUCAUGAGAACCUCCCUUUGACGGAGAGGCCCAAGCCCACUUUUGACCAUACCUAUGGCCCCAACAUUAGACUUCUAAUGGCAGAUGGAAUGAUAGCAUUCGGGUUUGAGUUACUGGCUCGGGCCGACAACAAUUCGAAUCGGGUUUUGCGUGCAAUCAUCGAGAUCUCACGUGCCAUGGGUACACAAGGGGUGAUGGCAGGGCAAUAUAAUGAGUCACAACUUGGAGAAUCGGACGGGACGGAAGCUUUCCACGUGGGAUGGCUACAUAAUGUAUGUAGCAAAAAGGGAGGUGUAUUGCACGCGUGUGCAGGUGCGUGUGGGGCAACAUUAGGAGGUGGAAGCGAGGAGGAGAUUGAAAAAUUGAGAAGGUAUGGCUUAUAUGUGGGGACGAUACAAGGGAUCCUUAAUAGGGUAGAAAAAAAUGAGUGGUCAAUAAAAGAGGUGAAAGAGUUGAGAGUUUUGGGUCUUAGAGAAUUGAAAGAUUUCAAUCAAGAAAAGGUUAGAACAAUUUCUAGCCUCGUUGAAACCUACUUUUGAUGUAAUUAUAUUAGUCACAUGGUAUGUAAUAAAUAAUAAUUCACUCA
This is a messenger RNA of Manihot esculenta (cassava), 1002 nucleotides long. RefSeq names its product geranylgeranyl pyrophosphate synthase 11, chloroplastic. Bases 65 to 955 code for a protein of 296 amino acids. The transcript has a single exon. Gene Ontology annotation, molecular function: prenyltransferase activity. The record is from RefSeq and is a predicted model, not a curated record. NCBI's taxonomy places the organism in Eukaryota, Viridiplantae, Streptophyta, Magnoliopsida, Malpighiales, Euphorbiaceae. Gene Ontology annotation, biological process: isoprenoid biosynthetic process.